AUCAUUUAAUUGUUGUCAACAAACGGAUUAAACAAUGAGCGCUCGAAGUUUACGCGAGCGUCCACAACGAAAAGAAACAACUGACGACAACAGUGCCACCGAAGCCGAAAAGAAGCGAAAAGGCAAAAAGAAAGGUUGCUAUUACACAAAGAAUAGCGCCUACGAUCUGUAUGGAAACAUUAGAUACAGCGAUUUGGACGUCUGCGAUUGCAUGAACGAUGAGUGCAGUGGAUGCUGGUACGAGUGUCGCAUUUGUGGCUCUACCCGAUGUGGUCCACAGUGUCGCGUUAAUCGAAAGUUCUUCUAUGAGACCAUUGUGUAUGAUGGUAAGGAUCUGACCAUAUCCAAUAAACAUCUGCCUGGGAAAAUGUAAUGCAUUUAAUUAUGUGUAAGCGAAUAGUGUUUUUAAAAGUGUAAGCAAUUGUCUUUUGUAAUUGUAAUAAAAGUAAAUGAUUCAACAAA
This is a messenger RNA of Drosophila grimshawi, 462 nucleotides long. Its product is annotated as ARL14 effector protein. NCBI's taxonomy places the organism in Eukaryota, Metazoa, Arthropoda, Insecta, Diptera, Drosophilidae. Bases 35 to 373 code for a protein of 112 amino acids. The record is from RefSeq and is a predicted model, not a curated record. The transcript has a single exon. Gene Ontology annotation, cellular component: intracellular membrane-bounded organelle.